Molecule: messenger RNA, 510 nt
Organism: Paramecium octaurelia
Lineage: Eukaryota; Ciliophora; Oligohymenophorea; Peniculida; Parameciidae
Source: the annotation of a GenBank genome assembly
AUGGGAAAUUCAGGAAUACGAAAGUUAUGGUUUUUGGAUUCUCCUGUUGAAACUCCAUUUAAAUCCAUUCAUGAAAUCAAUGUCAUCGAUAUUAAUAAGUCAGAAGAAUCACUCUCUCAAUAUAAGGGUCAAAAAGUACUCAUAGUUAAUGUUGCAAUUGACUCUCCUGAAUUGAAUGAUCAAUUGAAUUAUUUGAAAUCUCUACCCUAUCCAGUACUCCUCUUUCCUAAAUGCGAUCACACAUUCACUUAUUAGCAGAUUGCCGAUAAAUUACAAGGAUUCAAAGUCUAUUAGAAAGUGGAAUUGAAUGGUUAAUUUACUCAUCCAUUGUACAAGUUUCUCAAGAGACAAACCCCUUAAUUGUACGAUGAGAAGCUGGCUAACGGGCGACAAAUCAAAUAGGACUUCUGUAAAUUCUUGAUUUCAGAAGAAGGCCAACCAAUUAAGUACUUGUUACAAAAUGAGAAAUUGUGAAUUAUUUAAGUAUCGACAUUUAUAUCGAAAUCCGAC